This is a messenger RNA of Serpula lacrymans var. lacrymans S7.9, 954 nucleotides long. RefSeq lists its product as uncharacterized. The record is from RefSeq and is a predicted model, not a curated record. Bases 1 to 954 code for a protein of 317 amino acids. Lineage: Eukaryota; Fungi; Basidiomycota; Agaricomycetes; Boletales; Serpulaceae. The transcript has 4 exons.
AUGAAACUUCUGAACACACCAAAUCAUGCAUCUGCAUUCAAGACACAUCUAGAGCUGUGCAUUAGAAUGAAUACUGAAUUUCUGUUAAAAUCUUCGUCAAAAGAUGCACAAGUUGAUAACCAGGUUGAAGGCAAUAAUAUUGCCAGUACUGGCACACAAUCCACAGAUGUAGAUCUUGAUAUUCAAGCUGAUCAAGCUGAUCAAGGUGUAAAGGAUAAUAUUCUGAAUAAUUUGCCCCCCUAUGGUACUGAGAAUGCUCAUAUCCUCCAGAUUGGAGUUGAUUCACCAAGUUAUGGUGCUGCUAUUGACGAUGAGAGUGAUAAUGUUGAUACUGAGAAUGCUCAUAUCCUCCAGAGUGGAGUUGAUUCACCAAGUCAUGGUGCUGCUAUUGAUGAUGAGAGUGAUGAUGCUGAUAGCAUCCAGGAUAAUGAUCAAAGUGCUGGAGAGCAGGGUACAUUAACAUUCCCAGACUUGGAGUAUGAUAUUCUGGAUGAUUCACCCAGCCAUAAUGCUGCUGUUGAUGAUGAGAGUGAUGAUACUGAUAGCAACCAGGAUGAUCCAGCCAGCUAUGGUGCUGAUGCUGAUUUGGAUGAUGAGAAUCCUCAUAUACUCCACAUUAAUAGUACUGUUGCCUAUCCUCCUGUUCAAAGGGACCUGCAAGCCAAACUCUUAGAUGGAUGCAAGUGUCCAGUUGUUCCCCCAUCCUCUGUUUCAGAGCCAAGCAGCCUAACAGAUUUAGAGAUACACAGCCUCAAACACUACAUUGCAUGGAAGAAGUCGAAUGGUACUGUCAAGGCAUAUGAACUGCAUGCACAGGUAUUACAACAAGCUACUCAGUUAGACAUAUUGUCACUAUAUGCUGUUCGCAAACUGGCCGGAUCUCUGGCCAAGGUUGAGCCUGUAAAGAUUGAUAUGUGCCCAAGGAGCUGUAUUGCAUAUGACAAAACCGGAUAA